Melozone crissalis (California towhee) is the source of this 933-nucleotide messenger RNA. Its product is annotated as olfactory receptor 14I1-like. Gene Ontology annotation, molecular function: G protein-coupled receptor activity; olfactory receptor activity. NCBI's taxonomy places the organism in Eukaryota, Metazoa, Chordata, Aves, Passeriformes, Passerellidae. Gene Ontology annotation, biological process: G protein-coupled receptor signaling pathway. The transcript has a single exon. The coding region runs from base 1 to 933 and encodes 310 amino acids. Gene Ontology annotation, cellular component: membrane. The record is from RefSeq and is a predicted model, not a curated record.
AUGUCCAACAGCAGCUCCAUCAGCCACUUCCUCCUGCUGGCAUUGGUAGACACGUGGCAGCUGCAGCUCCUGCACUUCUGCCUCUUGCUGGGCAUCUCCCUGGCUGCCCUCCUGGGCAAUGGCCUCAUCAUAAGCGCCAUAGCCUGUGGCCACCACCUGCACACGCUCAUGUUCUUCUUCCUGCUCAACCUGGCCCUCAGCGACCUGGGCUCCAUCUGCACCACUGUCCCCAAAGCCAUGCACAAUUCCCUCUGGGACACCAGGGACAUCUCCUAUGCAGGAUGUGCUGCACAGGUGUUUUUCUUUUUGUUUUUCAUUUCAGCAGAUUUUUACCUCCUGACCAUCAUGUGCUAUGACCAUUAUGUGUCCAUCUGCAAACCCCUGCACUACGGGACCCUCCUGGGCAGCAGAGCUUGUGCCCACAUGGCAGCAGCUGCCUGGGCCAGUGCCUUUCUCACUGCUCUCAUGCACAUGACAAAUACAUUUUCCCUCCCCUUGUGCCACGGCAAUGCCCUGGGCCAGCUCUUUUGUGAAAUCCCACAGAUCCUCAAGCUCUCCUGCUCACACUCAAACUACAAGGAACUUGUGCACAUUGCAGUUAGUUCCUGUUUAGCACUUUGCUGUUUUGUGUUCAUUGUUUUGUCCUAUGUGCAGAUUUUCAGGGCUGUGCUGAGGAUCCCCUCUGAGCAGGGACAGCACAAAGCCUUUUCCACCUGCCUCCCUCACCUGGCUGUCGUUUCUCUGUUCCUCAGCACUGCUGUGUUUGCUCACCUGAAGCCCCCCUCCAUGUCCUCCCCAUCCCUGGAUCUGGCCCUGUCAGUUUUGUACUCGGUGGUGCCUCCAGCCCUGAACCCACUCAUCUACAGCCUGAGGAACCAGCAGCUCAAGGCUGCAGUGUGGAGACUGAUGACUGGAUGGUUCCAGACACAAUAA